AACACAACGAGACAGGACACCAUCAACAUGGAGUACGAUACAAAGACGCCGCCAUACCACACCUCCGACACGACCUCCUUCGCCUACUUCUCCGCCCGCGACCGAUGGCCUGUUAUAAUCACGCAAGCCAUUGACGAUGUAUAUCGCGCUACCACUGCUGCCACGGACCCCGACACCGUGACGGAAGGCAAAGGGCUGAUAAAUGCGCUGGCGAAGCUCAAGCAUGAGCUGCAGCAUGACCGUCUUUUGACACCGCUCCCUGAUGAUGGGUUCUCAGAUAUCGAGGGCUACAACAAAGAACUCGCCGCUCUCGGCAAUCCCACUUGGUUCAACGUCCCAUGGCUUUUCUCUGAAUGCUAUCUUUACAGGCGUAUGAAUGCCCUCUUUGUUCUCUCUAAGAAAUGGAAGUCCUACGACAUCUUCGCGCGCCAGAAACUCUCCACCUUCAAAUCCUCUCGUCCUGCCGUCGUUGAGCUUGCAACGCAUUACAAAGAGAUUGUCGCGAAGCUGGGACAAGGAAGCAAUUUAGCGGGUGAAGAAAUGGAAGCGGCGGAGAAGGUACUGUUUAUGGAGAUGUGCGAGAUCUGUCUAUGGGGCAAUGCGACGGAUCUGUCCCUCCUGACCAAUCUCUCCUACGAAGAUAUCCAGAAACUUCAAGGGUCAUCUGCGCGACAGGCUGCGCAGGCAAACAUUAUUGCCAACGAUUUGGAUGCAGCAUUCGCUAUCCUUCGAAACGCGCAGAAAAGCGGGAAGAGCGCCGAUCGACGCGUUGAUAUCAUCCUGGAUAAUGCCGGCUUCGAGCUCUACGUCGACCUUAUCCUAGCCGGUUACCUCCUCUCUUCUGGACUUGCGACCACUGUUAUUCUGCAUCCAAAAUCGAUUCCCUGGUUUGUAUCGGAUGUCCUGCCGAAGGAUUUCCAGGACAUCAUCCAAGCAGUGCACGAUCCCCAGCGCCUGUACGCACCUACCGCCGAUGACGAUGAUGCGUACCGCAACACAUACAGGCCAUUACCCGCCAAGGAUCAGGAGGACAUCAAAUUCCUGUUCCAGAACUGGACUAGCCUCGUGGGCGAAGGCCGUCUCCUUAUCCGCCCAAAUCGCUUCUGGACCGAGGGCGGCAGUUUCUGGCGACUUCCCAAUUCCGAGCCAAGCUUGUUUGAGGACUUGAAAGAGAGCGAACUCGUCAUUUUUAAGGGCGAUCUGAACUACAGAAAACUCACUGGCGAUGCCGCUUGGGAUCCCACAACUCCAUUUUCUACCGCCAUCGGUCCUCUAGGCCCUGGAUCUGGACUGCGCACUCUCGCACUGCGCACUUGUAAGGCCGAUGUCGUAGUCGGGCUACCCGAGGGCGAAGACGAGCGGCUACGGAAAAUGGAAGGCGGCGGCGGCGACAGCGGAGCGCGCAAGUGGGCGUGGAGCGGUAAGUGGGCAGUCGUGCAGCUUUGCGAUGGAAAAGCUUAGCGCAUGUAAGUUGAAGACGGUAAGUAAACACCAGGGGCAUCCCUGGCGUUGGCAGAGGUGUAGAAAAUAGAUAGAUAUAGAGAGCUGCAUCGUAGGUUCAUAAUUUCAUGGUCCUAAUUCUGUCUUCAAAUCUGCACGUCAAAGUCUCUGUCUUUGAAUUCGAGUCUCGCAAAGACAUGAGUGAGAUAUACUGAAAGGUCCCUCAAGAGCUUUUCAGCACGCGCAAUUUCCGUGCCUUUCGCCCUCAAUCUCAAGACUACUCUCUUUGAUAUUCCUUAGAUCUCUACCUUCCAUAUUCAAGAGUAGCUUCAGAGUUUUACCGUAUCCUUCAAAUGUCACAUCACUCGCGUCCAAUUUCCAACGCACUUCAGAUAUAUCACGGUUAUGGAGAGAUUUAUAUCG
Messenger RNA from Mytilinidion resinicola, 1863 nucleotides. RefSeq names its product DUF89 domain-containing protein. The transcript has 6 exons. The record is from RefSeq and is a predicted model, not a curated record. Gene Ontology annotation, molecular function: phosphatase activity. Gene Ontology annotation, biological process: DNA damage response. The coding region runs from base 28 to 1461 and encodes 477 amino acids. NCBI's taxonomy places the organism in Eukaryota, Fungi, Ascomycota, Dothideomycetes, Mytilinidiales, Mytilinidiaceae. Gene Ontology annotation, cellular component: nucleus; cytoplasm.